Messenger RNA from Lytechinus variegatus (green sea urchin), 1971 nucleotides. RefSeq names its product cytochrome b5-like. The record is from RefSeq and is a predicted model, not a curated record. Gene Ontology annotation, cellular component: membrane; intracellular membrane-bounded organelle. Gene Ontology annotation, molecular function: heme binding. The transcript has 5 exons. Bases 257 to 577 code for a protein of 106 amino acids. Lineage: Eukaryota; Metazoa; Echinodermata; Echinoidea; Temnopleuroida; Toxopneustidae.
UAAACCCUAUGCUGUAUAUAUUGCACCGGGCCACCGAGAUAUGUGCGAGUUGGAAUAAUGUUUUCAGCAUCAACUUCUGAAUUUUUAAACAGUCUGACAGGAUUUUAUAGUUUACUUGUGUGACAGCGGACCCGACAAUAAGUGGUAUUAUUAGGAAGAUUUUUAAGCAUGGUCGAUCUGUUCAUGCAGUAGGAACAUGAGCUGACGAAUUGAGAACCUAAAUUUGUGUGUUUUAGAUAAGCGAAAGUUUUGUGCAAUGGCAACUGCAGAAACGAGUUCCUUUACAGCGUCUGGUCCAAACAACAAUAACGUUGAUGAUAUCACUCAGUUUUCAAUGAAGGAGGUGGCUCUUCAUUCAGAUCGUGGUUCGUGUUGGCUUGUCAUUAAAGAUUUUGUCUAUGAUGUGACGUCAUUUAUUUCAGAGCAUCCUGGCGGAUGGGAAAUUAUCAUGGAAAGGGCAGGUACUGACGCAACUUAUGCCUUCGAGGGGAAGGGUCAUUCAGAUGACGCAAAGAAGCUGCUAGCUGGCUUUAUGAUCGGUCAAUUGAAUACGAACGAGCGUCUGGAGAAAGGUUGACGACUUCUAUAUAGUCCUUGCUUUUAUUAUAAGUUAAAUGGUAAAUCUAACAUAAAUAUGCAAUAUCACGAUGUCUUCUUGUCUUAUGAGAAAUAUGGAGUCUAUUUUUUAAAUAAAGUGUAUAGUAUAUACAUGUAUGUGUAAUUCGUGCUUUUGGAGGCAGCUUUGCUAUUAUAUGAGUCACUUUUAUUCAAUUAAAAUUUGUAGCAGUUGAAUUUUAAUCGCAAUGUUUUUUUUUUCUGAUAUAUAUUCUAAUGUGCAGAUAUGAAUCAAGAAUAUGAAUCCUUGAUUUUAUUUUGCACCUGGCUAUGUGUGGUUUCGAUUGCUUAUAGAAGAAUUAAGAAGGUAUUUAUUAUAGCUUUUGUGAAUAAUACUGGUAUAUUCUUCUAUACUGUCUUUCACUUUUAUAUAUCUUGCGAUGAAAAUGCUGCAACAAGUAAAUAUGCACCAUAUGGAAAAAUUAUAUCCAUUUCAGAUUUUAAUGAAUUGUUUAUUGUAGCCUGCGCCAGCUGUAUGCAAACUACAAGAUAGUCCUAGGGGCUUCCUGGGCCUUUAUGAGAAUACUAGGAAACUGGUACAUAAUGAAAACAUAUGAUUUAUGUUAUCAGGCAUAGAUCAUAAGUAUUAUAGUGAUAACAACAUAUCACAAGGGUAAUUCUUGAUUGAUUUUUAUCAUAUUUAUUACAUAAACUUAGUAUGUAUUCAUUUGCUUGUAUACUAUGUAUUUUUUUACCUUUAUAUGAUAGAUUAUGCUAAAGUACUGGAGUGGAUCAUAGAUUUCAUUAAAGUGGGGACAUGUUAUGGCACAUUUAGGUAAAUUGUACAUUUUGGUAAAUUACCAAACGGCACAUUUAGGUACAUUGCACAUUUUGGUAAAUUACCAAACGGCACAUAUUGGUAAAUUUGCACACUUGGGUAAUUUACCCAAAACGUGCAAUUUACCAAAAUGUGCCGUAACAGGGUGCACUAUUCUUUAUAAAAAAAUGUUCUGAGAUUCAAAUAUUACUAUGAAUCCUCCAACAAGCAAACAUCACCCCCCCAAAAAAAAGAAAUGUGUAUUUUAGCAGUAUUUUCUAUAAAUUAAUACGAGCGUUAUCACUUUAGAUAAGUCCCCCACCCCCCCCCAAAAAAAAUCGAUAGCGCUGCAGCCAGUUAGCUCCUACCGAUCCUAGAGGUCACUCUCUACAUCUUCUGCUGCUAAGCACAGGCGUCCAGAAAAGAAAAGAAACAAACAUUAAACAGGGUCUCAUGGCGGUAUGGUUGCCUUUCCAGCACCAUUCGUAGGUACAUGCAUCUAAUUACGGAUUUCCAUAACUUUUCACUUGUUCUGCCAUUUAGGGCUGCAAAUUUACUAUUGCGCCAGUUAGGAUGCACUUUUGAGGUUUGUUGGACAU